Messenger RNA from Rana temporaria (common frog), 1244 nucleotides. It is a transcript of the gene CLIC3, whose product is annotated as chloride intracellular channel 3. The record is from RefSeq and is a predicted model, not a curated record. NCBI's taxonomy places the organism in Eukaryota, Metazoa, Chordata, Amphibia, Anura, Ranidae. The transcript has 6 exons. The coding region runs from base 16 to 918 and encodes 300 amino acids.
GUGCAGUAUGGAGGAAUGUGGUUUGUGCAGGUUUUGAUGAAAAAGGGAGUGUCAGCCUCUAAAACUAGCAGGGAGAAGCAGAGACAGUGUUCACACCUGCUGUUCAGCAAACCAGAUCAGACCUUGACAGAAAUACAGCCAGGAAUAAUUUCAGAGAGGAAAAAGUUGCACGCCACAAUGUCCAUAGCAAGCGGCACCACGGAGGAGAAACGAAAAAUCCAGCUCUUCAUCAAGGCCAGUGAUGACGGUGAAAGUAUUGGGAACUGUCCAUUCAGCCAAAGGCUAUUUAUGAUCCUCAUGCACAAAGGAUGCCCCUUCACCCUGACCACAGUGGACAUGAAGAGGGCACCGGAUGCCUUAAAAGAAUUGGCGCCGGGGUCACAGCCUCCGUUUCUCCUCUACGACACCGAGGUCAAAACAGACACCAAUAAAAUCGAAGAGUUUCUGGAGGAGAUCUUGGUGCCCCCAAGUUAUCCUAGCAUGACACCUAAAUACAAGGAAUCCACCACAGCAGGGAAUGACGUUUUCCAUAAAUUCUCUGCAUACAUCAAGAACCAAUUACCAGCCCAUGAAGACCAUCUACAAAAGAAUUUGCUGCGCUCAUUUUUACUCCUAGACCGUUACAUGUGUACUCCACUACCACAUGAGUUGGCCAAGAACCCCAAAAUGACCGAAUCACAGAGGAAGUUCUUGGAUGGAGAUGAACUGACACUUCCAGACUGUAACCUCCUGCCUAAACUCAACAUCAUCAACACGGUUUGCCAUCACUUUCGCCAUUUCGACAUCCCCAGAGACCUGAAGGGUUUAUCUCGCUACCUGAACAACGCAACACAGCUGAAGACCUUCACGUACACCUGUCCAAACAAAGACGAGAUCAUACUCUUCUAUCGCUCUGUGGCAAAACCAUUGCCACGCUGAGGGCCUUCCAUACAAAGCUUUGAACUCUUCACCGCUGCAUCCAGUGUGCACGGUGCAGGACUGUCAUCACCGUCCUAUUACCUUCUUUGGCUACAAAGACAGUUGUGUUGCAAGAGCGCCCUCUACAGCUUUCGGUAUGCAGUAUCAAACAAUGGUAUAAAACACAGGAGUAGUCCUUGUACAGCCAAGCAAUGUUAAUAUCGUCUUCCAUGGAGAUAAUACAAGCAGACCUGUCUUCAUUCAAGUAAAAAGACUUUAUUGAUUCUGUAUACAUUCAAUAUUAAAACAGUUACAAAAAAUAAACUAUUGUCCGGGGGGGGGGGGGG